GCCCCUCCCACUACACAAAAGCCCGUACACAGCCUCGCUCAAUGUGCUGCUGGUGUUCUCAGAACGAGGCGUGAGACGCAGCUCUGGGUGCGGCUGCGCAGUGCGCACAGAGGAAGCUCCUUGUCCCAGCAACAUGGCUGAACUGUCAGCGGUCCUGAAGCGGCUGUGUAGAGUGGUGCUCUUCCUAUCACAGCUGUAUGUUUUCUCUGGGCGCGGAUCCUUGAGUUUUGAGCACUUCCAAGCCGCUGCACAGGCCCUAAAAGAUCAGCCCUUGUCCUCUUCUGUUCCACCUACCACCAAAGUUUCAGAAGUCACACCAGCACCUGAUUAUAUAGCUAAAUGUCCAAGCAAUGACCUCUGCAACAAGUUACCUGCUGACUGUAUGACGUGCAAAACAAACCAUUCUUGUAUAUAUGGAAAACCUGUCAUCUUUGAAUGUACAGCCAAGCCUCAUGUAAUGUGUGUGGACGACCACCAUCAAAAACAGGAAAACUUCACUAUCACUAUGACCUGUCAGUUUUGCUGGCAGCUCCCUCCUUCUAACUACGAAUGUAGUAAAUCUAAUUCUAGCAUCUGCAAGACUGUGGCCUGUCCUCGACAACGUUACAAUGCCAACUGUACUGUAAAGGACCAUGUGCAUUGUUUAGGUAGGCGUGUGUUCCCAAAGAUGUUAUAUUGUAACUGGACUGGGGGUUACAAAUGGUCCACGGCACUUGCACUAAGUAUCACUCUCGGAGGAUUUGGUGCCGAUCGCUUUUACUUGGGCCAGUGGAGAGAAGGACUAGGAAAGUUGUUCAGUUUCGGAGGCCUGGGAAUUUGGACUUUGAUAGACGUGUUUUUAAUUUGUGUUGGAUAUGUUGGACCUGCAGAUGGAUCUCUUUAUAUUUAGCUUCUUGGCUCCAAAAGAGAGAACAAGCCCCAGCUUUUCCACAAUGCGACAAGUUUGUUCUGAUUUGUAUAUUUUACAUAAUGUACAGUAUCUGUACUUGAUCUGCCUUUUCAUUAAGGUCAAAUUGACUCAAAGAACUUUGAUGUUUCCUGGAACUUUAGUUAAAAGAUUCUGCUUUUCCUUUCUUUGAAAUCUACAAUAGACUGUUUUCACAGCGAACUGAUGGGACUUUCUGAGCUCAGUAUGUGUUCAAAUGAUGACAUCUAUGUGUGUCAGAAUGAACCUUCUUCUGUUUAUUAGCUUAGAGUUACCAAAUACAAAAACUAGAAAAAAAAAAAACAUUGUUACUUCUGAUGUUUUUAGGCCUCUUCCACGUUGCAUGGAAUUAGGGAAUGGUAGAAUGUAAUUGUAAUGCCCAGUAUACAUGUAUAUGCAUGAUCACCUUGCAAUGCUUCUCAUCCACAGUACUGGAGGGAAGGAACGCAACCCCAGCUUCAUUUUGCUUUCACAUGAGUUCAUAACUGAAUGACUAGAGGUGAGCUGGUUCUGCCGCUAAAGGCGGUAGAAUCCUAGGGAGGGGUCA
Messenger RNA from Rana temporaria (common frog), 1472 nucleotides. RefSeq names its product TM2 domain containing 3 (gene TM2D3). The record is from RefSeq and is a predicted model, not a curated record. Lineage: Eukaryota; Metazoa; Chordata; Amphibia; Anura; Ranidae. The transcript is spliced from 6 exons. The coding region runs from base 134 to 889 and encodes 251 amino acids.